Molecule: messenger RNA, 2124 nt
Organism: Pteropus alecto (black flying fox)
Lineage: Eukaryota; Metazoa; Chordata; Mammalia; Chiroptera; Pteropodidae
Gene: TPM2
Product: tropomyosin 2
Exons: 9
Coding region: 241-1095 (284 amino acids)
Biological process (GO): muscle contraction; actin filament organization
Cellular component (GO): actin filament
Molecular function (GO): actin filament binding
Source: RefSeq, a predicted model, not a curated record
CCGCACCCCCACCUCCGACUGGGCCUUGCUUCUGCCCCUACAAGGUUUGGCCCGUGGUGGGGGAGGGUCCCAGCCCCCAGCUCCGCCCGGUCCCUCCCCGCCUUUUAGGCGCCCGCGCGGCUGGGACAUCCCAGUCCAGUUUGGUUCUCCUGGCCCACCAGCCGUGCUUUCAGUCCUCGCCGCCAGCCCAGUUCGCCCGGUCCGCAUCGCCAGCCGGCCGGCCCGACCCCCACCGCAGCCAUGGACGCCAUCAAGAAGAAGAUGCAGAUGCUAAAGCUGGACAAGGAGAAUGCCAUCGACCGCGCUGAGCAGGCCGAGGCUGACAAGAAGCAAGCUGAGGACCGCUGCAAGCAGCUGGAGGAGGAACAGCAGGCCCUCCAGAAGAAGCUGAAAGGAACAGAGGAUGAGGUGGAAAAGUAUUCUGAGUCAGUGAAGGACGCCCAGGAGAAACUGGAGCUGGCCGAGAAGAAGGCCACCGACGCUGAGGCAGAUGUGGCCUCCCUGAACCGCCGCAUUCAGCUGGUAGAGGAGGAGCUGGACCGGGCGCAGGAGCGCCUGGCUACAGCCCUGCAAAAGCUGGAGGAGGCUGAGAAAGCAGCUGAUGAGAGCGAGAGAGGAAUGAAGGUCAUUGAAAACCGAGCCAUGAAGGAUGAGGAAAAAAUGGAGCUUCAGGAGAUGCAGCUAAAGGAGGCCAAGCACAUCGCUGAGGAUUCAGACCGCAAAUAUGAGGAGGUGGCCAGGAAGCUGGUGAUCCUGGAAGGAGAGCUGGAGCGCUCAGAAGAGAGAGCUGAGGUGGCUGAGAGUAAAUGUGGGGACCUAGAGGAGGAGCUGAAAAUUGUUACCAACAACUUGAAAUCCCUGGAAGCCCAAGCAGACAAGUAUUCCACCAAAGAAGAUAAAUAUGAAGAGGAGAUCAAACUUCUGGAGGAGAAGCUGAAGGAGGCUGAGACCCGAGCAGAGUUUGCCGAAAGGUCUGUGGCAAAGUUGGAGAAAACCAUCGAUGACCUGGAAGAUGAAGUCUAUGCACAGAAGAUGAAGUAUAAGGCCAUCAGCGAGGAGCUGGACAACGCACUCAACGAUAUUACCUCUCUCUGAGCCCUCACCAGUGUGGCCCCCUUGGCCCCUUCUCUCCUCUCCUUUCCAUUCUGUCUAUGAGGAGGGGCGCAGGCAGAAGGAACGAAAAUUGCCAACAUUGCACAACCAGGCUGGGCGCAGCCUAGGAGAACCCCCAUCGUACAUGCUGCCUGCCCUGGCAUUUGCUUCUUCCUUCUAUCCAUCCGCUACUCCCUCCACCUGCUGGCCUCUACCUCUGCUGCUGAAUAAAACUCAACUUGGUCUCCAUGCUGUUUUCCUGCCCUCCAGAGAGCACUUCCUUCACUCCCCUAAAAAUACUAGUUCAGUGCUGAAACCUUGGCUCUUACAGACACCCCCAGUCUUGUAACACCCCUCCACCACUAAGCUCACCCACAAAACAGUGUGGCCCACAUUGAAACCCCCUCUGCACGGGCACUCCCAGUCUUCACUUUCUGUCACUGCUGCAUGUGGGCAUGUAUGACCCCUUCAGUCACCAUGAGCCAUGUGGUGCUUCUGCAGACCCAGGCCUGUCACUGACUUCAGAGCACUCACCUGGGGUUCCAGGAUCUCAAGGAAUGGUUAGAAGGGAAAUGGGGCGAUGAGGUACAGGCAAGGAGGGGGUGGGUGCAGCAAGAAGAUUGUGAAAAGUCUGAGAUGAAUCUGGAAAAUCUUUGGAUGCCAACAACGUGGGGCUUUCAUUGCAGGUCUGUUUUCUGCCUCCAAUCUGUCUGUCUGGCUAGCCUUCCCUUUCCUGGCUCAGUGUUUUGUCUUUCCUUCUGUUUCCAAUCCUCUUAAACCUUCUAAAGGAGAUGGGCAGAUUAGUUUAUGACUCAAGCCUUCCCAUCCCACCUCCGUGACCCUGAAGCUUUGAGUGAGGCAUCCAUGUCUGUCCUGGUCAAUCCAUCCAUUCGCCCCUACCAGGGGGUCCUCAGAUCCCUGAAUGCUUGUGUCUUCAUGUGCACAAGCAUGUCUGUUUGUCACACCCCCUGUCCAUGCCUUCACGUCUCUUCUCUCAUGUCUCCCCUCCCCUUCCUCAUGUGCUGCUUCCUC